AUGGGUAAGAAAGGAAAGUGGCUUAGUGCGGUGAAGAAAGUCUUCAGCUCCUCUGAUCCGGAUGGAAAGGCAGCAAAGGCUGAGAAGGCAGACAAGUCAAAAUGCAAGAGGAGAUGGUCAUUUGGAAAAUCGAAGAAGCACUCGGAACCUUCGAUCUCAACGGUACCAGGGACUGCUCCAGUAGCUCCGUUGCCAUCACCACCACCAACUCAGCCCCACUCUCUGGAGAUUAAAGAUGUCAAUCCAGUUGAAACAGACAGUGAGCAGAACAAGCAUGCCUACUCCGUUGCGCUUGCAUCUGCUGUUGCUGCUGAAGCUGCAGCAGUUGCUGCACAGGCUGCUGCGGAGGUUGUCCGCCUCACAGCAGUUACCACGCCUGCACCAAAAAUGCCUGUUAGUUCAAGGGAAGAACUUGCUGCCACCAAGAUUCAGACUGCCUUCAGGGGUUAUCUGGCAAGGAGAGCAUUGCGGGCACUAAGAGGUCUAGUUAGAUUGAAGUCACUUGUUGAUGGAAAUGCUGUCAAGCGCCAAACCGCUCACACCUUGCAAUGCACACAAACAAUGACAAGAGUUCAAACUCAAAUCUACUCUAGAAGGGUGAAGUUGGAGGAGGAAAAACAGGCUCUUCAAAGGCAGUUCCAAUUGAAACAUCAAAGGGAACUUGAGAAAAUGAAGAUUGAUGAGGACUGGGAUCACAGCCAUCAAUCCAAAGAGCAAAUUGAGGCCAACCUAAUGAUGAAACAGGAAGCUGCACUGAGACGAGAAAGAGCACUUGCAUAUGCAUUUUCUCACCAGUGGAGGAAUUCUGGUCGAACUAUAACCCCUACUUUCACGGAACCUGGGAACCCUAACUGGGGCUGGAGCUGGAUGGAACGCUGGAUGACAGCAAGACCUUGGGAGAGCCGAUUGGCGCCAUCAGACAAGGAUCCUAAAGAUCAUGCUCUGACAAAGAAUCCAAGCACCAGUAUUGUUCGAUCAUCUGUACCCCGUGCCAUCUCAAUCCAGAGACCAGCAACACCAAACAAGUCGAGCCGCCCACCAAGCCGGCAAUCACCUUCAACUCCGCCAUCAAAGGCCCCAUCAACCUCAGGAAAGACCAGGCCAGCAAGUCCAAGGGGCAAUUGGCUGUACAAGGAGGAUGACCUGAGGAGCAUCACAAGCAUACGCUCUGAGCGCCCAAGGAGGCAGAGCACAGGUGGAGGCUCGGUCCGGGAUGAUGCAAGCCUGACGAGCACACCACCUCUCCCCAGUUACAUGCACUCGACAGAGUCUGCAAGGGCGAAGUCUCGGUACCGCAGUCUAUUGACUGAGAAGCUUGAGGUUCCUGAGAGAGCACCUCUGGUCCACUCCGUUGUUAAGAAGCGCCUGUCGUUCCCCGUCGUCGAUAAACCAAGUGUUGUGCCGACAGAUAAGCCGAAGGAAAGAGUGAGACGCCAUUCAGACCCUCCGAAGGUCGAUCCUGCAACGCUGAAGGAUGUCCCUGCUGCCUGA
Molecule: messenger RNA, 1491 nt
Organism: Miscanthus lutarioriparius
Lineage: Eukaryota; Viridiplantae; Streptophyta; Magnoliopsida; Poales; Poaceae
Source: the annotation of a GenBank genome assembly